AUGAACUCGGCCCUCGGCGAAUGGGCAAGCAAAGUUGAUGCCCCAGUUGUCAGUCCCGCAACGAGCGAUGGUGUUUCGAGCGAUAAGCGAUUGGCGCUCGAGCCAUCCGUAUCUGCCGCAGUAGGAGGACACCUUCCCGGUAUAACGGCAAGUACACCUCGCACAAGACAGGAAAGGCUCUCGGCUGCCUUCACGAUAGCAUGUGCGGGGUUUGCGUUGAUCUCAGACGGCUAUCAAAAUAAUGUUAUGACAUUGCUCAAUGUAGUCUACAAGCGCAUCUAUCCAACAGUCUACACCAGCAGCGUCUCGACACGCGUCUCUAACUCGCUGCUCGUGGGCGCAAUCCUAGGACAAGUCAUUGUUGGUGUCGUAUGCGAUAGAGUCGGUAGAAAGGCAGCCAUCAUCGGCGCAACGCUCUGCAUCGUCAUCGGUGCGGCUCUAUCGACUGCGGCUCAUGGUGCCAAUGGCUCAGCAGAGGGGCUUUUCUGGUUUCUGACUUUCAGUCGAGGCUUGACGGGUAUCGGUGUCGGUGCCGAGUAUCCUGCCUCGUCGACAUCUGCUGCCGAAGCUGCGAACGAGUCUAUGCUCUCGCAGAGAGGACCUAUCUUCAUUCUCGUGACCAAUCUGCCCCUCUCGUUCGGCGGUCCUUUGGCAGUGUCCAUAUUCCUCAUCGUCUAUUCGUGCACGAGUAUUUUGGAGACCCUGUGGAGAGUCAUCUUUGGAAUUGGCAUUCUCUUUCCUCUCGUCGUUUUCUACUUUCGUCUCAAAAUGUUACAUUCCAAGCUAUAUCGGACCAGCGCGAUCAAGCGGAGAGUGCCCUAUAUGCUCAGUCUCAAGCGAUACUGGAGACGACUGAUUGGCACAGCCGGCUGUUGGUUCCUGUACGACUUUGUUACUUUCCCGAAUGGCGUAUUCAGCUCGACAAUCAUUGCUUCCGUGGUCAAAGAUGCUUCGCUGAAAAGGACAGCCGAAUGGCAGCUACUCCUCGGGUCCCUGGCCCUACCUGGCGUAUUCCUGGGUGCAUACUUAUGCAACAAAUUGGGAAGGAAGUACACGAUGAUAUUAGGAUUCUCUGGGUACCUCAUCUUCGGUCUCAUCAUCGGCUGCUCUUUCGACAGGAUCAUCAAGAUUGUUCCACUCUUUGUGAUUUUCUAUGGCCUCCUGCAGUCAAGUGGAAACGCCGGCCCUGGUGACAUGCUGGGGCUUGUCUCCAGUGAAUUGUAUCCCACGCCGAUCCGCGGAACAGCUUAUGGCAAGUCGAGUCUGUCUGCCUGCAUCGGAAAGACUGGAGCUGCAGUGGGAACGCAAGUCUUCACGCCCAUCCAGAAUCACUGGGGCAAGAGAUGGACGUUUAUCGUCGCCGCCAUUGUCGGCAUCCUUGGUGUUCUUAACGCUUACAUUUUCCUGCCAAAUGUCGGAGGUGAAGAUCUGGCAAAGGAGGACGAAGCUUUCGCGGAAUAUCUCGCUGCCAACGGAUGGACAGGGGAGGUGGGCGAGGACGAUGGCAAGAAUCUGAUAGGUGCGAAGGAGGAAGUCGUGAGAGCUUGA
Mixia osmundae IAM 14324 is the source of this 1548-nucleotide messenger RNA. RefSeq lists its product as uncharacterized. The record is from RefSeq and is a predicted model, not a curated record. NCBI's taxonomy places the organism in Eukaryota, Fungi, Basidiomycota, Mixiomycetes, Mixiales, Mixiaceae. Bases 1 to 1548 code for a protein of 515 amino acids. The transcript has 3 exons. Gene Ontology annotation, molecular function: carboxylic acid transmembrane transporter activity. Gene Ontology annotation, biological process: transmembrane transport; carboxylic acid transport. Gene Ontology annotation, cellular component: plasma membrane.